This is a messenger RNA of Contarinia nasturtii (swede midge), 2616 nucleotides long. RefSeq names its product N-acetyltransferase eco (gene eco). Gene Ontology annotation, cellular component: chromatin; nucleus. The record is from RefSeq and is a predicted model, not a curated record. The transcript has 8 exons. Gene Ontology annotation, biological process: mitotic sister chromatid cohesion. Lineage: Eukaryota; Metazoa; Arthropoda; Insecta; Diptera; Cecidomyiidae. Bases 144 to 2528 code for a protein of 794 amino acids. Gene Ontology annotation, molecular function: protein-lysine-acetyltransferase activity.
UUGUGUAUACUAAGUUGUAAGCAACUAUCGCGCUGUUAAAACGAUUAAAAGAACACCGAAGAGAUUUCAUAAAUAAAGUUUCAAUUAAUGUGAAAAGAAUUUUAAUUCAUUGGGAAAGUUAUGAAAUUUUUUAUUUUUUUACAAUGACGCCACAAGAUGAUGAAUCAAAUGCACCAACACUGACCAUCAACAAGUUCAACGAAAAUGCGGUUUGCGUGGAGCGUCCAGUAGCAAAAACAUCAUUGACAUUCAACGAACAUGUUAUUUCGGUGCACUCGUUUUAUGGUAAACCCGUGGUGCCAUCCGCGAAGGUACAACCGACGACGACGACGGCAAUGACAAAUACGGCUAUUAAACCAGAACUUGAUAUUAUGGUGAAGCCGAAUAGUCGUGAAUUGGCUACAGCGAUUCCAAAGCUAAAACAAAGAUCCACAAAACCAAAGACAAAGCAGAAAUCAUUGGCCAGUCAAAUGAAGGUGCCGAGCCUUUGGCGUUAUAGCGGCAAAAUAAAAAUCAAUCGAUUCAAACAAAAGUAUCGUACGCAUAACAAGUAUAUAAAGAAAAAGUCACAUAAAACCAGUGCAAAUAAUAAUACAUUGACAAGCAAUAAUACGGAAAAUGUGCCACCGAUUGGUGCCGAAUUUACGUCACGCAUCGAACAAAAUUUGCGGUUGCAGAAAAUAUUGAAGGAUCAAACAAACGCAUUUGCCAUAUCUCGUGACAUUAACUGGAAUGGUUUAGCUAAAGUAAACGAUUCACAAACACUGCAACCGAAAAUCUUUUUGAGUAGUGAUGGUGAAGAUGACGAUGAUGACGAUGAAGGUGAUAAUGUAUUAUUAUCACCAUCGUUAAAUGCCAACGAAACAUAUGAAGAAGUUGAAGUUGAUGUGGAAGAGCAAAACACGGGGCAAAACACGAAUCGGAAAUUUUUCAAGUCAAAAAAUAAUGGCGGUUCAACAAAAAAGUAUCGUAUUAUGGGACGUUUGAGUGCCACAUUAAAACGUGGUGGUGAUUUGAAGUUCGAUCCACUGCCAAAACGAAAGAAAAAGCUUCCAAAUAAUGAUGGUGAAACUGUAAUCCUACACAAUGAAAUCAGCAGUAUCAUUGAUCGUUUGUCAUCUCCAAGAAAGAACAAACCUGUUGCAAGCAUGGCGGCUGCUGAUUCAGAUAAAGGGCACAUUAUCGAAAAGGAUGUUACGAAUGAGCAACCACUUCAAAACCAAACCGAUAAAUUGGAUUAUAUCGAUGAGAUGCCAAUUCAAAAAUCUCCCAAUGUGGAUAAUUUGAUUGAUACAGUUGCAUCUGAUGUUGGUAUGGAAAAGUAUCGUCAAACGGUUCCAUACAAUACAGUGGAUCCGGAUAAGAUAAGUCAACAAGAAUCUAUACUGGAGCUGCUAAUAUCCAAUGGUAUCUGUAAUGAUGAAACGUUUAAAAUUUUCAUUACCGAACCAGAUUCGCACAAAGAAAAAGCUUCGGAGAUAUUAGAUAGUUUAUAUUGUGUAAAUACAAUGAUACCUGUCGAAUACGAAAACGAAGGCAACAUCGAAUGGUCUGUGGAAUCAAUACCAAUUGUUACAACACCAGUUGAUUCAGUUGUAAUGCCAGACACCAUUGCGAUAUCAAUGAUUGAAACGAAUUCAAAUAGCAAUACAGAUGCAUGUCAUAUAACUCCAGUGAUUCAUAGCGAAACAGAAACUAUCGACAAUGUAAUGACGACCAAUGUGUCAACCAUUGCUCCAGAAAUGUCCAAAGAAACGAAUGCAACAAUAUCGGAUAAAUUAUUCCCAAUUUUCAAAAAAAAUUUCAACGCAAAAGAUUCAAAAGCACCUUCAUUCAAUGCACUAAAUAAAUCCUCAAAAGAUUGGCAACCGAUUGACAAUCAAUAUCAACUUGAUGUUGGCCAAAAAGAAUUUGGCUUGCGUACAUGUACACAAUGCAAUAUGCAGUACAGUGUGCAUGAACCAGAAGACGAGUUACUGCAUCAAAAAUAUCACAACUGUGUGAACAUUUUAUCGUUUAAAGUAUGGAAUAAUGAACGGAUUGUGACACAAAUACCGGAGUGGGGCCUAAGUGGCCGUAUUAUUUACGUAUGUGAAGCGGAUAACAAAGCAAAAAAAGAUCGAGCCAAAGAAGUGGUUGAAAUGAUAGACAAAGAUCUUGGAUUUGCUGCCGGCAUUCCUCUUAAACCAAAAACUUUGGUGUAUUUUGCAAUAGCAAAACAACAAAUAGUGGGAGUUUGUGUCGUGCAACCACUAGAAUAUGCACAUCGUUUAAAACAAGAAAAUGGUAUCGAUUGUUGCUCUCUCGAAACAUACCCAGUAAAAUGCGGAAUUUCUCGAAUUUGGGUCUCACCACAGUAUCGACGUCACGGUAUUGCGGCCAAGCUUAUUACAUCAAUGCGGGGCCAUUUCAUUUUUGGUGCAUUUUUAUCAUUUGAUGAAAUUGCGUUCAGUUCUCCAACAGAAGAUGGUAAAAAAUUUGCAGCCAAAUUGGCGCAACGAAGUGAUUUUCUCAUUUAUGAAAAGUAAACAAAAAGUGUGGUUCAACCAAGGGUUUGAGUCUUAAUAUUUAUUUUUUAUUGAAUAAAGUUAAUUAAAUAUUUUAUUAAAUAUUAAA